AUGUUUGAUAAAUCUUCUAAGGCUUUUAUAAAACAAGAUCCAUUGCCUCCAGAUUAUGGAACAUCCCGUCCAUAUGAUAAAGGUUUUGGGGAAAUUAUGUUUGAUGGAUACGCACCUUUAUUAGAUCAACAUCAUAUAAUUCAGGAAAAUGAGAUUCCAGAGGAUUUUAAAUAUGGGACAACAGUUAAUCAAUGUGAUAUUUCUAUAAGAAUGGAUUUUGUUAGAAAAGUUUAUUCUAUACUUUUUUUGCAAAUUGUGGGAUCAGUUUUGGUUUCAGGAGUUUUAACAACGAAUAAGAUGUUAAGAGAAUAUAUUGUAUCCAAUCCUGUGAUUAUUUUUUUUUCAAUGUUUGGAAGUAUUAAUACUUUACUUUUUUUAUCAUGGAAAAGCCGUUCAUGUCCAUUAAAUUUCUAUCUUCUAGUUUUAUUUACAUUGUUUGAGUCAUCUACAAUUGGAACUAUAGUUUCUUAUUAUAACAGUAAUGUUAUUUUAGAAGCACUUUUGAUUACUACAGGAAUAUUUUUGGGAUUGACACUAUUUACGUGGCAAAGCAAAUAUGAUUUUAGGAGUAUAGGAGGUUACCUAUAUUUUGGACUUAUAGUAUUUUUAUCAGGAGGAUUGGUUUCCUUUUUCCUCCCUUAUAAUAGAACAUUUGAUUUAUUAUAUGCCAUGUUUGGGGCUCUUAUUUUUAUAGGAUACAUAUUUUAUGACACUUCAAAUCUCAUGAAACAUUUAUCUCCAGAAGAAUACAUUGCUGGAGCAGUUUCUCUUUAUAUAGAUAUCAUAAAUCUUUUCUUCCAAAUUUUGAGUUUGAUUGCAAAAUUAAAUGGUGAUAAUGAGUAAAAAACAACUUGUUCAAUUUUCCUAUUUUUAAUAAGUAUUUACUAUUCCUAUCGGCGC
Molecule: messenger RNA, 900 nt
Organism: Pneumocystis murina B123
Lineage: Eukaryota; Fungi; Ascomycota; Pneumocystomycetes; Pneumocystales; Pneumocystaceae
Exons: 5
Coding region: 1-843 (280 amino acids)
Cellular component (GO): membrane
Source: RefSeq, a predicted model, not a curated record